UCCGACCUUCAUCGUCUCUGUCAAUUGCAGCCGCAGCUACGCUGUAUCACAUAAUUACCAAGGGUCCACCCGUCUCCGCCAAAGCCCGAAGACUGAUUCCGUACAAGCUCAAAACCGUCCGCGCGGAAUUCGAGCACAUGCUCGAACUUGGCAUAGUUCGACCAUCCAGCAGUCCUUGGUCUUCGCCCUUUCACAUGAUCCCGAAAAAGUCAGGAGGCUGCCGACCAUGUGGCGAUUACCGCCCUCUCAACAACGUGACAAUUCCGGAUCGCUAUCCUAUCCCUCAUAUACAGGAUAUUACGGCCGGUCUUCAUGGCGCUCACGUGCUCUCAAAGAUCGAUCUGGUGCGAACUUAUCAUCAGAUCCCGGUCGCCGACGAGGACAUACCGAAAAGCGCCGUUAUUACACCAUUUAGACUAUGAGUUUCUACGAAUGCCAUUCGGUCUGCGCAACGCCGCGCAGACAUUUCAACGCUUCAUCGAAUCCGUCGUACGUGAACUCGAUUUCGUCCAUUCGUACAUCGACGACAUCCUGGUGGCAAGUUCUUCGAAAGAGGAAUACCGAACACAUCUACAACUUUUGUCCGAACAGUUGAAGGCGCACAAGGUCACCGUCAACCCCGACAAGUGCAUUUUCAUGCAGCAGCACAUUGACUUCCUCGGACACCAACUUGAUUCUGUGGGUAUCCGCCAUUUGCAGGACAGAGUAAAGCAAUUCGGGACUUUCCUCAUCCAACGACUCUAUUCGCCAUUCGACGCUUCAACGGCAUGGUCAACUACUAUCGCCGAUUCCUGCCACGCU
Messenger RNA from Dicrocoelium dendriticum, 801 nucleotides. The record is from the annotation of a GenBank genome assembly. Lineage: Eukaryota; Metazoa; Platyhelminthes; Trematoda; Plagiorchiida; Dicrocoeliidae.